Messenger RNA from Eucalyptus grandis, 1378 nucleotides. RefSeq names its product two-component response regulator ARR5. Gene Ontology annotation, biological process: phosphorelay signal transduction system; cytokinin-activated signaling pathway. The coding region runs from base 579 to 1253 and encodes 224 amino acids. The record is from RefSeq and is a predicted model, not a curated record. NCBI's taxonomy places the organism in Eukaryota, Viridiplantae, Streptophyta, Magnoliopsida, Myrtales, Myrtaceae. The transcript is spliced from 5 exons.
CUUCUUUAAUUAUUCUUGAUAAUCCAAUGCCGUGCGUCCACAACGAAGCAAAUCUCGGCUCCAAAAUCCAUGCACAGGGAGCAGCACACCGACCCCAAUCGAUGAGCACGGAAACAGAGGAGGUGAGAUUGUUUUUACAUGGAUGCGUUCUGUCUGUCCGUCUGUCAAGUGUUUUGACACAGGAGAGGAGAGAGAGUAAAACAGGGGAACAGUGAACGGAGAUGUGUCUGAAAGGACAAGGGACAAGUGGGAUAUAAUGCCGGUAGAUUUUGCCAAGAUAUCGCGAAGGGAAAAAAAAAUAGGAUCUUUCUGAGAAUCUCUGCCUUUAUCUGCUCCCCUUCCAUUCAAUUGGAAAGGCGAAAUCGCCCCAAGAUCUUCUCUUUUUCUCUUUUCUUGGUUUUUUCCUCUCUCCCUUUCUUUUCCCACUUCCUCUGCUAUAAAGACCCGUCACUGCGAUAUCCCACGUUCUCCCUCAUUCAUUCGUUGAGACCCCUCAACAAGAAAUCGUGCGUUCGUACAGUUUCAUCUACAUCAGGAAAGGCUCUUUGCUCUGAUCUUUUCCUUGCGAGUUAAUCAUUAUGACGAUGGCCGGCGAAAUUCUCCGGCGGCAGUCGCCGGCGGAGGUCGACUUGUGUGGUGGGUCGGGUCAGGAGCUGCAUGUUCUUGCGGUGGAUGAUAGCCUUGUGGAUAGGAAGGUCAUUGAGAAGCUGCUUAAGAGAUUGUCUUGUAAAGUUACGGCUGUUGAUAGUGGAUUGAGGGCUUUGCAGUUUCUGGGAUUGGAUGGAGAGAAGAGCUCUGUUGGACUUGAUGAUUUGAAGGUUAAUCUGAUAAUGACUGAUUACUCCAUGCCGGGCAUGACUGGAUAUGAGCUUCUCAAGAAGAUCAAGGAAUCAUCAGCUUUCAGAGAAACGCCGGUGGUUAUCAUGUCCUCCGAAAGAAUUCUCGCCCGUAUUAACCGAUGUCUAGAGGAAGGAGCAGAGGAAUUUCUUGCGAAGCCAGUGCAGCUGUCCGAUGUUCAGCGCCUGAAAAAUUUCGUGAUGGGUGGGGGAGAAGUUUGCCCGGACAGAAGAAUCAACAAGAGAAGACUUGAAGAAAAUAACGAUAACGAUGACAACGAAAAUCAUGCCCCAUCGCCGGUGUCGCCCCUGUGCAGUCGCGAUUGGGCAGUGUGCUCAUCUUCAUCGUCCGAUUCUUCAUCGCCGUCUAUAGCCGUGUCUUCAUCCAAGAGGCUUAAGAUACAUCAUCAAGCUUGAGGAUAUUCAUUCGUAUAUACCAGAAUUUGAUUUAUUGUUGUUUUUUGGCCGAUGAUCGGCAUAUUCAUGGCUAGGAAUGGCACCUUUUGUUCAGUAAAUAUAAUAUGAUCUCUUUCCCCUAUCCA